Tetrahymena thermophila SB210 is the source of this 5355-nucleotide messenger RNA. RefSeq lists its product as hypothetical. NCBI's taxonomy places the organism in Eukaryota, Ciliophora, Oligohymenophorea, Hymenostomatida, Tetrahymenidae. The record is from RefSeq and is a predicted model, not a curated record. The transcript has 7 exons.
AUGAUGGAUUUUACACCUGGUUUUGAUAGCAGAACUCUAUUUUUGAACUAAUGGAGCAUUAUAUCUGGAGAAUAUGAUUCGACAUAAUAAAAGGCUGAUUAUUAUUGUAAGACUUCAACUUCAACAACUGCUUGCGUUCUCUCACCCUAUUAUGGAAUUUAUCCAUAAGGAUUCUAGGUUACUGCUUCGGCUUAGGAACAACCUUAUUAAUUUACUUAUGCGGAUAUUCUUUAUUUUACAACUGCUAGUGAUUUAGUUGAUUUUAAUAUGGUUGAUUAGACAAAUAAUGUCGCUACAUAACUUUUAGGAAGUAUGGGUGAUAAAUAAAAUUAGUAAUGUGCAUAUUAAAUCAGUUGCAGUAAAAAUGCUACAUUGAAUGAUGUAGUUAAAUUUUCUUUGUCUUACAAUAACCAAUUUAUAAGUAAAAAUCCUGUAACAUCAUUUACGUAUCACAGAAAUCCUAUUAAUGGAGAUUGGUUUGGGUUGUUGAAAAUUGUGAUUUGGUCUAACUGUGUUGAAAAUUGCUUAACCUGUGAAGAUGCUAAUAACUGUAAGGUGUGCAUGAAAGGAUUCAAUCGAUACACUCUUUUAAACGGAGACAAAGUAUGUGAAGAAACUAGUGGUUGUAAAACUACUAACUGUUUUUCAUGUAUAAAAAAUUCUGUCUUAAGUAUAAAUAAAUGUGUUAAAUGUAAUCCUGGUUACAAUUUAAAUCCUAAUGGCAAUUGUGAUGCUUAAAGUAACUGUUCAUCUAGUUAAUAUUAUUCUAGAGAUGUUAAAGCUUGUGUUGAUUACCAAUCAAUUUGCUUGAUGCAAGUUAGCAGCAAGUAUAAUUAAUGGCAAGCAUGUACUUAGCCAGUUAGCACAUCAAUCAUCAAAUGUCCAAAAGAAAAAACUAUAUUAAUAUACGAAUUAAAAAAUUAUCAAGUAUUAACAUGUGACUGUAAAGUUGAUUAUUGUGAUGUUUGCUAGAAUGCUUAAACUUGUGAUAUAUGUAAGAGUGGUUAUUAAUUUAAUUCAAAAAAAACUUUAUGUAUUUUCAAUUAAUGUCCUAAAGGAUUAAUUAAAGAUCCUAAUUCUGGUCUUUGUGUUUCUAAUUGCCCAGGAACUAAUUGUUUGACUUGUAAUAGCUCUAAUUGUCUUGAAUGCCUUAGUGAUGGAAAUUAUUAUAUUGAUUUUAAAAAUCCGUAAAAUUGUGUUGUCUGUACGAUUCCUAAUUGCUAUAAUUGCUCAAAUGAUGGAAAAUGCUUAUUAUGUGUUCCUGGUUAUGCUUUAAGUACUGACAAAUUAUCUUGCACAUGUAAUGUUUAAAAUUGCAUAUUUUGCUAACAUAAUUCAUCUACUCUUUGUGGCUAAUGUGCACCAAAUUACUUAAAAAGUGAAGAUAGUACCAAAUGCUCAUGUUAUGUAGAUGGCUGUACGAAGUGCCAGGAAAAUGAUGGAUCAAAAUGUUUGACUUGUGCUAGUAAUUAUAUUUAAAAGAACGAUCUAUGUUAAUGUCAAGUCAAUAAUUGCAAAAUAUGCAGCUCAAAAGAUGGACUUUAAUGCUUAGUAUGUAAUGAAGGGCUAACUUAAAACCCAUCAAAUAAUAUAUGUUAUUGCCCUAUAAAGAAUUGUAUUUCUUGUAGUAAUUAUACAGGUUCUGAUGGCUUAAACUGCAUCUGUAAUCAUCUAAAUUGCUAAAUUUGUGAUCCUAAUGAUGGUAGUAUAUGUCUAUAAUGUAAUUUAGGCUAUGCUGUUGAUUCUGAUACAAAAUAAUGUAAGAGCACACUUAAAAAUUGCUUAAAAAAUUAGAUAGGUAGUGCUAAUUAAUGUUAAAUUUGUCAAAAUAAUUAUUUACUUGAUAGUUCUCAAUAAUGCUAGUGUCAAGUUGAUAAUUGCUAAAUUUGUUCACUUAAUGAUGGUAAAAUUUGUGAUGUCUGUAAAAGUGGAUACAAUAAGAUUUUAAAUAGUUAAUGCUUAAUCUCUUUACUAAAUUGCUUAACAUUAAACGCUAGUGAUAUUACUAAAUGUUAAGUUUGCUAAAAAAAUUAUCAGUUAGAUACCUCAUUCUAAUGUUAAUGUCAAGCUCAAAAUUGUAAAUCGUGUUCUUCUUCUGAUGGAAAUAUCUGCUUAUAGUGUAGCUCAGGUUAUGUUUUAGAUAUAAUUACAAAUGAAUGUAAAAGUACAAUUUAAAACUGCUUACAAAAUAACCCUAGCAAUUUAAGUUAAUGCUAAAGUUGUUAGAUAAAUUAUAAACUUGAUAGUUCUUAUCAAUGCCAAUGCUAAGUAUAAAAUUGCUCAAUAUGCUCUCCAAAUGAUGGUAAUAUAUGCAACAAAUGCACUAAUAACUAUUUAUUGAGUUCAAAUAAUUAAAACUGUAGCUGUAUUUCUUAAAAUUGUUAAAUAUGUGAUUUGCUUGAUGGUUAGCUAUGUUAAAAAUGUAAUUCUGGAUACAUUCUAGACCCUACGACUAAAAAUUGCUUUAAAUAAAUAUAAAACUGUCAAAUUUAUUAUCCUCUCAAUUAUUCAAAUUGUUAAUAGUGUAUAAAUAAUUUUACAUUAGACUCGACUACAAAAUAAUGCCAAUGUAGUGUAUAAAAUUGUUAAAUAUGCUCUCCAAAUGAUGGAAAAAUAUGCAACAAAUGCACUAAUAACUAUUUAUUGAGCUCAAAUAAUUAAGACUGUAGCUGUAUUUCUUUAAAUUGUUAAAUAUGUGAUUUGCUUGAUGGUUAGCUAUGUUAAAAAUGUAAUUCUGGAUACAUUCUAGAUCCUACUACUAAAAAGUGCUUCAAAUAAAUAUAAAACUGUCAAACUUAUAAUCCUCUAGACUACUCAAAUUGUUAAUAGUGUCUUAAUAAUUUUACAUUAGACUCGACUACAAAAUAAUGCCAAUGUAGUGUAUAAAAUUGUUAAAUAUGCUCUCCAAAUGAUGGAAAAAUAUGCAACAAAUGCACUAAUAACUAUUUAUUGAGCUCAAAUAAUUAAGACUGUAGCUGUAAAUCUUAAAAUUGUUAAAUAUGUGAUUAACUUGAUGGCUAACUAUGUUAAAAAUGUAAUUCUGGAUACAUUCUAGACCCUACUACUAAAAAUUGCUUUAAAUAAAUAUAAAACUGCCAAACUUAUAAUCCUCUUGACUAUUCAAAUUGUUAAUAGUGUAUACAUAAUUUUACAUUAGACUCGACUACAUAAUAAUGCUUAUGCAGUGUAUAAAAUUGUUAAGUAUGCUCUCCAAAUGAUGGUAAUAUAUGCAACAAAUGCAUUAAUAACUAUAUAUAAAGCUCAAAUAAUUAAGACUGUAGCUGUAAAUCUUAAAAUUGUUAAAUAUGUGAUUAACUUGAUGGCUAACUAUGUUAAAAAUGUAAUUCUGGAUACAUUCUAGAUCCUACUACUAAAAAGUGCUUCAAAUAAAUAUAAAACUGUCAAACUUAUAAUCCUCUCGACUAUUCAAAUUGUUAAUAGUGUAUAAAUAAUUUUAUUUUAGACUAAACUACAAAUCAAUGUUUAUGCAGUGUACAAAAUUGUUAAAUUUGCUCUGCAAAUGGAUAGAUAUGUAAAACAUGUAUUAAAAAUUACAUGGGUCCAUAAUGCUUAUGCUAAGUAUAAAAUUGUAGCAUAUGCUCUAAAUAAGAUGGUAAUGUUUGUGAAACUUGUAAUUAAGGAUUUUAAUGGAAUAAUUUAACAAAAAAAUGUGAUGCAAUACCAAAAUGCUUAGUUUAAAAUUGUGAUUAAUGCUAAUUAAAUAAUUCUAACUCAUGUUCUUAAUGCUCAGAUGGAUAUUCAAUCAUAAUUAAUUCCUAGAAAAAUACCAAUCCAAUCAAUAUAUGUUAAAAAAUAAAUGCUUGUAUAAUUGAGGGAUGUUAAACAUGCUCUCAAACUGAUAAUAAUGUAUGUUUAAAAUGGAAACUAUGUCAAUCAAUUGAUUCAAAUGAUUUUUAUGUUAUUUAUAAAGCUACUGAUACUGGAUAUAAUGUAACCAUUUCUUUUUAAGAAAAUUUAGUUAACUUCAAUAUAACUAACUAUGAGAAAAUAUUAAGGAUAGAAAUAACUGGAAUUUAAAAUUAUACUUAUCAAGUGACAAAUGUGUUAAGCAAUAAAAUAUAUCUCAGCAUUAAAGUUGAUUAAAACUGUAAAAAUUAAAAACUAGAAGUGAAAUUACAUGACCCUAAUUUUGUUUAAAUAAAUAAUAUUUAAAACAGUUUCAAGGAAGUUUAAUUAAGUAGCUAUGUAAUUUUAAACUAAAAUUAAUAAGAGUAAGCAUAGGCAGCAAAGAGUGCUAGUCAAAGCAUGUAAACUACAUUACUAUAUUCGAUGCUAUCAAUAGCAAUGAUUGGAAACUUUUAUGUGCUUUUUAACACUAUCGAUCUUACCACUUUUAUAUAUUUUUUGAUGUUUGUAAAUGUCAGAUAUCCUUCUAAUGUAACUGCAUUUUGCUCUAUUUUUCAAAAUUUCUAAAUGGCUUUCAUCCCUAAUGUCUUUUAAGCAUAUCUUACUGAUCCGGACUACAUUUAGCCCUACACUCCAGGCAAAUUUAUGGAUUAUGGAAACGAUGCAUACCUUUUAAAUAGCUCGGGCUAGAGUUAUACAAUAGUUUUUGGCAUUUUAGCAAUUUACAUAUUUAUAAAAUUACUCAGCUUUAUAAAAAUACCUGGAUUUUAGUUGUAUCUAUAAAAGAAAAUUGAAAGCGGUUGGGAAUAUAAUGCUUUCUUUGAUCUUAUCUGGACUGUCUAUAUGUAUGUAGUCGUAGGAGUUUUCUUGCAAUUUUACAAAUUUGAGUUCACAGAGUCUCUAUCUUUCUUAAAUUAUACCCUUUUCUCUAUGUCUUUUAUAGCAAUGUUUUUCAUCCCAAUAAUGAUUGCAAUAUUUAUUUCUAAGGCACCUAACUUAAAUGACCCAAGAAUUCAAAAGUAAUUUUCAUCUAUAGUAGGAGGAUUAAAAGUUGGUGGUGACUCGGAAGAGAAAUAGCAAAUAUUACCAUCAAUAAAAAACAAGAUUGGUUCUUAAUGUAAUAUAAAUUAAGAUUAAAUUGACAAAAAGUCUAAUUAUUCUGAAAUAGUCAGUUCUUUAAAAUUUGAAAACAUAAGAAAUGGCUUGAGUGAAGUUUUUUUAAUAGUGAUGCAAAUAUGUGCUGGAAUCCUUGUGGAUGAUAAGUAGGAUCAAGAUGAACAAGAAAGAAUAAACAUUGGCUGGGUGUUAAUUGGAAGUGCCUCUUUUAUUUUACUAAUGCAUAUAUUUACUGUUGUCAUUGAUCUUUUUAGAUUUAUUUUUAAUCUAUUGAAACUAAUUUAUCUCCUGAAAAUCGAAAAGGGAAAAUAAAUACUUUCAAACACUAAGGAGAUUCUAAUGAAAAAUAUAUUUCUCAAACAUAAUUUAUGA